AUGUUUCUGGCGCCUACCCGCGAUGCGAUUGUUUUGCUCCUCUCGAUGCCCGUUCUUGCGGACCACUCAGUAGCGUUUGUUCGCGGUGGCUGUGUUUCUCGCCCCACCUGCGCGCCUCGAAUCUUAAACGCUCCCAUUCAUGGAUUCGCCUUCGCUGUGACGGGGAGCGAAUACUAA
Molecule: messenger RNA, 177 nt
Organism: Pyricularia oryzae 70-15
Lineage: Eukaryota; Fungi; Ascomycota; Sordariomycetes; Magnaporthales; Pyriculariaceae
Exons: 2
Coding region: 1-177 (58 amino acids)
Source: RefSeq, a predicted model, not a curated record